This is a messenger RNA of Lachancea mirantina, 777 nucleotides long. NCBI's taxonomy places the organism in Eukaryota, Fungi, Ascomycota, Saccharomycetes, Saccharomycetales, Saccharomycetaceae. The record is from the annotation of a GenBank genome assembly.
AUGAAACUUGUGGAGGAAAUAAACUGGAAGACUUACAACCCAAAUGUUUACUUUACAAGCGUAAAUGCUGCGAAUCCGGCAUCAAGGAAUAGGAUCUCUAAAACCACAUCAUCUGCUGGAUUCAGAAACAACAAGCGAAUAAACUAUUCACUAGCAGAUUUGGAGGUCAGAUUGUAUUCGCAACAAGAUAGCGCGACUAAACAGGCUAACGGUUCGAAAAGCGAUUCUGGCAAAAAAACUGCUGCCGAACGUCAUAAUCAGCAGGAAGUGUUGAAGUCCAGGAGGCGUCUCUUGGAAAUCGACACUGAAAACCCACACGAUACAUCAGAUGUACCGCAUUUGAUGAGCAGUUUAACUGGGCUCACGAGAGACCGAAUAGAUUCGGCCGGAGGCGGGUCAACGUCACAAGGACUCUCCUCCAGUAUUAAUCGUCCAAGCAAAAACAAAUUUGAUAUCCCUAAAAAUCUAGAUAUGCUGUAUCGGUCGGUUAAACCACCGGUUCCCAAGCGUAAGAACACCAACCGGGUUGUUGCGCUGAAAAAGACACUGUCGUCGCGGAGGCCGUUGAUGAGUUUUUUGGACACGCUAGAUCAAGUGAACAAGAGCAUCAUUUGCCACAACGUCUACAACAAAAAAUAUUACAAAGUGCUUCCCGUGAUCACGGUGUGCUCAAUCUGCGGAGGAUACAAUAGCAUAUCGAGUUGCGUGCGGUGUGGUAACAAAAUUUGCAGCUUGCGCUGCUUUACAUUGCAUAACGAAACCAGAUGCACAAUGUAG